AUGUUUUCUGCUUCCCUAUCAGCUCAGCAAUCUCCUUGUAAACUCCUUCAGAUUGCUCAUAAUUUGAGUAUGGAAAUCUCAGGAGCCCAUUUUGUUACACCUGAAAAAUAUGGCAUGAUCCAAAAUCCCAAUAUCAAUGAAUUAUUGUCUUGUAUUCCUGUUAACUCAAUCUCUACUUCUGAUGAUGGUGAUGAUCAGAACCACAAACCUCGGAUAGUCGUCGAUGAAAGGAAGCAAAGGAGAAUGAUAUCGAAUCGGGAAUCGGCACGAAGGUCCCGGAUGAGGAAACAGAAGCAUCUUGAUGAACUUUGGUCAGUGGUGGUUCGUCUUCGUACAGAGAAUCAUAGUCUUAUGGAGAAGUUGAAUCAGUUAACAGAUUCUGAACAACAGCUUCUUGAGGAGAACGUCAAGCUCAAAGAAGAAGCAUCGGAUUUUCGUCGGAUCAUCACUGACGUUCAAAUGAGCAGUCCUUACACAACUCACUUGAGAGAGCUGAAGGAAGCCCCCUGCAAUACCUUCGUUAUCAUGGUUGAAUCCUCAAGCCAAUCUGAUGAGUAGAGAAGUUACCUUCCACUGUUUCACUAAGAUCAUAGCUAUUUUCUCACAUAGUCUCUUCCAUGUCUGUUUUAAAAUGUUUGUAAUAAGCCCCUACCCUUUAGUCGGCCUCUACUCACCGGUAUAAAAUGAAAAAAAUAUUAGUUUAUACCUCUAAA
This is a messenger RNA of Cucumis melo (muskmelon), 713 nucleotides long. Its product is annotated as basic leucine zipper 43. The transcript has a single exon. Gene Ontology annotation, biological process: regulation of DNA-templated transcription. The record is from RefSeq and is a predicted model, not a curated record. NCBI's taxonomy places the organism in Eukaryota, Viridiplantae, Streptophyta, Magnoliopsida, Cucurbitales, Cucurbitaceae. Gene Ontology annotation, molecular function: DNA-binding transcription factor activity. The coding region runs from base 1 to 558 and encodes 185 amino acids.